AUGGUUGAUUCGUCAAGCGUCGAGCAGGAUAGAGAAGUGCUUAUGGACAGGCUCCGACAUAGUAAGCGUCUUCGUAACGAGCCGAUGACAGCCAGUGAGGAGCUCGAAGUGAUUUCACCUACAGUAGCCGAGAACCGACGCGGUAGUGGACCAGUUGAUCCCAACCGCGCAUUCCUCGACUGUUGUAUUGAUAGACAACUCCCAGAUGCUUGUCUUGCCAAGUGCAACUUCAGGACUUACACAAAAGAAUCGCUGUCGGCGAUGUACUUCAAACAAGACCCAUGUCCAUUGGAAGCAAUGAAGGAGAUGCAGUUCUGUGCUGCUCAAGGAGGGGAUCACACAGCCUGCUGUGCUCGCAAUGGAGUCACAACAACCCUUGCCGGCAUGAAAUGCCUUGCAUUCUGUGAUCAACGGCUAGGGCAUCCCCGACAACUAGAUAUGUCGUACGUGCCGUGCUUUGACCGCUUCGAAAAUAUGAAGGCAUGCUUUUGGCACGACUUGACCCGGUACUACCGAUCCAAAUGA
Cooperia oncophora is the source of this 525-nucleotide messenger RNA. NCBI's taxonomy places the organism in Eukaryota, Metazoa, Nematoda, Chromadorea, Rhabditida, Trichostrongylidae. The record is from the annotation of a GenBank genome assembly.